AUGGCGUAUCAACCGCCACAAUUCAACCAAACACCUAAUAAUCCUCAACAGCAAUUUUACCAAAAUCAACAGUUCCAGCACAAUGGAUUUCAACAGCCGGGUAUGCAAAAACCUGCACAAGCUCUGGGAGAAUUCGCGCCCCCACAACCUUCAGUCCCACAACAACCGAACGGAGGUGUUUAUCAGAAUGGAGCUACCAAUGGGGCUCAUCCUUAUUCGCAACCACCAGGAAUUGUGCCACAACUUGCACAGUCUGUCAAUAACAUAUCGUUAGGUUCAAGAGCAACACCCACGCAACAAUUCAAUCAAGCAGGGCAUCCGGGUCCAGGUUAUCAUGGAGGUCCUUUGACUGCUCCUCCACAGCCUCCAUUACCAAAACAGCAAACUCCACAGGAACCUCAGUUCAGUGGUUUAUCACAGAACGUCGCACAAUCCCCACAAGGUCAACAAGCAGCUCCUACCACAGGAGUACCAUCGGCUAAUCCACCAUUCAUUGGGUUACCUGGUGGAGCACCACAGAUGGGGCACCCUGGAACUCCACAACCACAAGCUCAACAUCAGAUCCAACAGCCUACUCCUUUACGGCAUCAAGCUGCCGGGUUCCCUCCUAUACCUGGAACUUCUAACUUCCAACAAACCGCAGGUCCACCUCUAGUCAAUUCAGGAAAUUUCCAAGGAGCACCCACUGGGCAACAACAAGCGAAUGCCCCCAGAAACUUCGCCCCUGGUCCAAAUCCACCAGGAGCUUUUCCACCAGCACCGGGAUCAUUGCCAACUGCGCAGGGAACUUUUCCUCCAGCGCCAGGAGCUGCAGCUCCAUCUGCAGGAGCUCCAGGAAAUUUUCAAACAAACGGUCCAAUGCCUGGAGCCGCCUUCCCUCCAGCCCCACAAGCCCCAACAGGUUUUCCACCUGGAGCACCAGGAGCUUUUUCACAAGGUCCAGGACCUUACCCACAAGUUCCUGGUUCUCAAGGGCAGUAUCCACAAGCACCUGGCGCACCCGGAGCAUUUCCGCAAGGACCUGGCGCACCCGGAGCAUUUCCGCAAGGACCAGGAGCACCUGGAGCAUAUCCACAAGGACCGGGAGGACCUGGAGCAUAUCCGCAAGGACCUGGAGGACCUGGAGCAUAUCCGCAAGGACCUGGAGGACCUGGAGCAUAUCCACAAGGACCUGGAGUGCCAGCAAUGCCCGGAAUGCCGGGAGGCUAUCCGGGAGGUCCGCCUCAGCAGCGUCAACAGCGUCUUGAUCCUAACAUGAUGCCGAGUGCUGUACAAGUUAUCGAUGAUGAUUCGACACGUACUGGAAUUUUCCCUACUGGAUAUCCUCAUGCUGAACUCCCACCCCUUGUUUCCACAUUUUCUUUCGCCCAAGAUCAAGGAAAUUGUAAUCCAAAGUACAUGAGAUCAACAUUGUAUACAGCUCCACAAACCAACGAUAUUCUGAAAGCAUCACAGAUUCCUCUCGCUGUGGUCAUCUCACCGUUUGCGCCAUUGAACGAAUAUGAAAAUGAACCACCUGUUGUUGAUUUGGGACCUCAAGGGCCAGUACGUUGUCAACGUUGCAAGGCCUAUAUCUGUCCUUUUAUGGAAUUCCAAGAUGGUGGUCGUUCCUUCCGAUGUCCAUUCUGUCAUGCUCGAACUCCUGUAGAAGAUGCCUAUUUUGCACAUCUUGAUCAUACUGGAAGACGGACAGAUAUCGAAAUGAGACCUGAAUUAUGCCUGGGAGCUUACGAUCUUGUGGCAACAAAGCAAUAUUGCAAGAAUGGAAUAGCACCAAAGGAGCCAGCAUUCAUUUUCAUGAUCGAUGUUUCCUACAAUGCUCUCUCAAAUGGAAUGUUGCCUAUUCUAUGUCAAAAUCUAGAAAAAGUUCUUAGAAAUCUUCCAAGAGAAACUGGACAAUUGGAAUCGUCGAUCCGUGUUGGACUAGCAACUUUCGAUCAAGCCGUUCAUUUCUUCGAUAUUUCUUCAGCAGCUCCGAAAAUGCUUGUGAUGUCUGACGUUCAAGAGCCAUUUGUGCCCAUGGUUGAUGGACUCCUUCUCCCAUAUAACGAAGCGCUACCUGGACUUCGUGCUGCUCUUGCUGAGAUUCCAAAGAUUUUCGCUCAGUCGAAAACAACUGAGACGAUUCUUCAACCAGUAGUCCAAGCUGGUCUUGAUGCUUUGAAAUGUGCUGAUCGUGCUGGUAAAUUGAUAAUUUUCUCAACUGUUCUCCCCACAUUCGACGCCCCUGGAAAGUUGAAAACCAAAAAUGACCGAUCACUUCUCGGAACCGACAAGGAAAAAGGUGCACUUGUUCCACAAGAGGAGUCGUACACAAAACUAGGAGAGCAAUGUGUAAAAUCUGGAGUAACUGUUGAUCUAUUCAUUUUCCCAAACGCUUUCAUCGAUGUUGCUACUAUUGGACAACUUUCUGCAGUCACUGGGGGAUCGAUUUACAAAUUCCAAUACUUCUCGGCUGACAAGGAUGGCGUCCGGAUGUUAAAUGAAUUAGAACGGCACGUGUCCAAGAAGAUAGCUUUCGAUUGCAUGGCAAGAGUUAGAACCUCAACUGGAAUUCGUCCAAUAACCUUCUCGGGCUCUUUUUACAUGGAAAACUCGACAGAUUUGGAACUGGCUACUAUAGACGAGAGCAAAGCAUUCAUAACCGAAAUCAAACACGACGACAGUUUGAAAGAUCCAGCUUCACUUAUUCAAACUGCUGUGUUGUACACGUCAAUGACUGGACAAAGACGUCUUCGAAUUUUGAACAUGUGUCUUCCAGUUACGGCUGAUUACAAUCAAGUAUAUCGGCUUGCUGAUCCAGAAGCAUUGACGACUUUCAUGUUGAAACAGGCUGUUCAAUUAAACCGUGACAAAGGAAGUUCGGAAAUGAAAGAAUCACUUUCAUCCAGAUGUGCACAGUUUUUGGCAACAUACAGAGAAAAAUGCAGCGAGGGAGCUCCUCUCGGUCAACUCAUUCUUCCAGAAUCAUUGAAAUUGAUGCCGCUCUACGUUAACUCAAUUUUGAAAAAUGACGCAAUAAGCGGAGGAAGUGAGAUGACUGUGGACGAUAAAGUAUGGCAAAUGGAGCUGAUUCGUGGAAUGAGAACCGAGGAUGUAAUGCCUCUAAUAUAUCCAAGAGUCAUGCCAGUUUCGGACCUUCAAAUCAACGAUAACGAAGAAAUGAAAGAGCUUCCAAAACCCGUUAGAGCUGGUUCCGAUUUCCUUGAUAAUUCUAAAGCAUACAUCAUCGACAAUGGAGUUAUUUUGUUCGUUUGGGUCGGAUCUGCCUGUUCUCAACAAUGGAUUCAAGACGUGUUCGGCGUCGGUGCUGCAAACCAGAUUGACACAGAAACUGGAACAAUACCAGAGAAGGACAAUAGCCACUCACGUGCUCUUCGGAGAACUAUUCAACUUCUACCUCGCGGAAUUCGUCACAGAAAAACAUAUGUUGUUGUUGAAAAAAGCGGUUUAGAACCGUGGAUGAAGAAAUACUUGGUAGAAGACAAAUCUGGAGCCGCAAAUAUGUCAUACGUGGACUAUCUUGUGGAUAUUCAUCGCAAGAUCCGUGAUCUCAUUUCCUAA
Messenger RNA from Caenorhabditis remanei, 3564 nucleotides. RefSeq lists its product as uncharacterized. Bases 1 to 3564 code for a protein of 1187 amino acids. NCBI's taxonomy places the organism in Eukaryota, Metazoa, Nematoda, Chromadorea, Rhabditida, Rhabditidae. Gene Ontology annotation, molecular function: zinc ion binding; SNARE binding. The record is from RefSeq and is a predicted model, not a curated record. The transcript has 9 exons. Gene Ontology annotation, cellular component: endoplasmic reticulum exit site; COPII vesicle coat. Gene Ontology annotation, biological process: endoplasmic reticulum to Golgi vesicle-mediated transport; intracellular protein transport; COPII-coated vesicle cargo loading.